UGAGCCAUCAAUUUCCGAUGACUGUACUUGUAAUUUUUUUUAUUAUAUGCAGUGAGCUAAGUUGAAAAUUAACUUCAGUUCAUUUUUUUUCGAAGUUGGUUGUUUUUAUAGUGAUGCAUGCACCUUUUAGAUCAUUACUGUCCUUAUAUCACAAGGUUACUUUGAGUAUGUUUGUAAAUACUCCAUGCAUAAAAAAUACAGUGAUCCUUCCAAGAAAGUUUAAGUAUCAAACCUAAAAAUUCAACUAAACAUCUUGCUUAUUUUUCUAAACAUAAAUUAAUGGCCUGCCACCGCUGACAUCUGUAAAAAAUCACUAUGACAAACAAAAUGUGUCUUUUGUUGCCUGGAGAACUCCGUGGACAGAGAAGUCUGGCCUACACUCAGAGGAGUCACAAAGAAUCCGACACGACUGAGCAAAUAACACUUUCACUUUUUCACUUAAACUGUGAUUUAAAAGUACUUGUUACUUUGCACAACACAUUGGGGAAAUAGGUUUUUCCACAUGGCAUAUUCUUACUUUGAUCCUUAUUUUUUUGAUCCUUAAUUUUUAUAGUAGAUUUUUUGCUCUCCACCUAAAGUUCAUUUGCUCUCCACCUAAAGCAAAGUGUCUAUAGAAGCUGAGGUCCAUCAAUCUCCAUUCUUCAAAAUGCAAUGGAAUGUACCAAAGACUGUAUUCCGACUGGCACAUAGGACGUGCAUGGAACCACAUAAAGCCGGUCUUUUGGGACACUGUCAAAACAUAAAGGGACCGUUACUUUUGUAUACCCCGGAAUCCAGAGUGGUUGUGGUACAGGGCCCUCAGAAACGAUGGCUGCACUUACCCACUGCCCAGUGUGUUGCAAAGGAAAGGAAGCCAUUCAUUACUGUUCCAUCCCAACCAGGGGUCUUUCACCAUAAACAGUGGGAGCAGGAUAUCUUAUCCAAGAGAGUUCUGUCAUCCAGUGCCACAUCCUCAGGACAUCCCUCCGAAAAAAAGGAAGAACCUGAUCCAUUACAAGACAGAUCUAUUAGUCUUUAUCAACGAUUUAAGAAAACAUUUAGACAAUAUGGAAAAGUUUUGAUUCCAGUGCAUCUAAUAACUUCUGCUGUUUGGUUUGGAACAUUUUACUAUGCAGCCAUAAAAGGAGUGAAUGUCGUUCCUUUUCUAGAACUUAUUGGGUUACCUGACAGUAUAGUGAACAUUCUGAAAAAUUCCCAGAGUGGAAAUGCACUAACAGCAUAUGCCCUGUUUAAGAUUGCAACGCCUGCGCGGUACACUGUAACCCUGGGGGGGACCUCCUUCACUGUGAAGUAUCUGCGUAGCCGGGGCUACAUGUCAACGCCACCCCCCGUGAAGGAGUACCUGCAAGACAAGAUGGAGGAAACAAAGGAGCUCCUCACAGAGAAGAUGGAGGAGACAAAGGACAGACUCACUGAAAAACUGCAAGAAACCAAAGGAAAGGUUUCUCUUAAGAAAAAAGUGGAAUAGGGUGCCUUAUAUACCAGGUUUUAGACAGCUCUUGCACUUGAACCUUUGGAGACUAUGGACAAAGGUACAUGCUCUUGAUUUUUUUUUUGGUUAGCAGCCUAAAUAUAGCAGUUCUCUUGAGUUAAAGAACUGAGAUAACUUUAAACAUUACUAGAAAAAUCAGUUUUUUGAAAAGAAAAAAUGAACCCAGUAUAAGAAGCACUAUAAGAAUUCAUGGCAGUAGCAGCAUUAAGCAGUGGUCCCUGUCUUCAGUCAUCCUUGCUUUGGACUUAGUUGCAGCUGCUGACUCCUUGAAUAGCUGGUGUGGCUGUAAGCAGAUUUAACACUGGAUCUUCAUCUUUAUUAUUCACUGAGGCUUUAACUGUGUUCAGUUCUCAAUAUGGAGACAAAGGAUUAUCAUCAGAACUGCCUGUGACUGUGAGGAUAUGUAGUCCUUCUGUGAAGACUAUAUAAUGGUUACAUAUCAGUUAAAAUGUAGACUUCAAAUGAAGAAAGCUGAAUGAAAGUUGAGUCAUAUAUAUAUAUGUAAAUAAGAUGUAUGGUUACAUGUAAAUGAAAAAUUGACCCUUUAAAAAUGACUUUUACCUGAAGCUUGCCAUAAUCAAAUUUUUAAGCAAAUCUAUGUGGCCAUAGCACUUUGUCACCCAGCACAUAAAACUCUUGUUAUUCCUACAUCAUGUCCUCUCCAGCUGAUCUCUCAGAGGAAAAGAGAAAUCAUUAUACCUGAAGUUUAUAGUGGGGAUCAAAUGCCCACAGCAGUGCCUGGAGCUUGUGUUCUCAGCAGUGCAGUUCUGGGAGUGUGGGACCUUCCUGUCCCUGCCAUCUGGUCUCCACCUGCCAGAGUCAGGCUUGAUUCCAUUAUGGAGUAUCAUUUAAGAUUGUAAACACUGUUUGCUCCUUGCAUUGAAACAUUCUUACUUGAACAUUUUACUUAAUUUUUUUUAAAUAGCAAAGCUUUCAUUAAAACCAGCUUCAAAUGAAAUUCAGUCAUCGUCAGAUGAGAAAGUUGUCACUUCUAAGUGAGUGUGAUUCCUUCUGCUCUGACUGCCUUUACUCCAGUUCUAACCUUAGAAUUGAAAGUGGGAACGGCCUCUUUUGUAGCUUGUCUGUUGUGAGUGAUCUGAUUCAGUAAGAGGAUGCCAGAGGGAUUGCCAGAAAUAGUCCCACAGGCAUCACCGUCACUUUGUGUGCCAAAGUGGCCAAAUUUAGAGAAUAUUUUGAAGGGAAAAAAAAUGUUUACAUUUGAUAUGUCUCUUGUGUUGGAUAUGCUGUGGUAACUCUCUUCUUGGUCGGGGAAGGCAGAGUAUGAAGGGGCAGAACUCACUCUGCCACACGAAGGGUUCAUCAGGCAGGAUGGUUUAUCUGCUAAUGCAGAUCAAACGUGUGAUUCCAAAUUCACAGCCCUUUUUCAAAUCCAGAAACAGUGAACCUGUUUUAACUUAUUAAAUAAUUCAUAUCUUGUGAAUGUUAAAUGCUGAGAUAGAUAUUAACAAAUUUCUUGUUUAUUUUUAGUCACUGAGACUGCCUGGUUUAAAAAUCAUGUGUUAAAUGAAACUUUCUUUUUACUUUUCACGCUGCAUAGGGCAUGUUUUCCAAUGAGGAUAAAUCGUGGGUCUAAGAAGCUGCGUUUCCACCUUUGGUUCAGUCCAUUGGAGAUCUGCUGCCAUCCAGUUUCAUAACUCUCUUGUGUUUAUUCAAUUACAGAAAGUGAGAUGCUGGGGAGUGCUUUGAAAUUCUCUAGUAAAAUGUUCUCUGAAGGUAUAAGAAGUUCUUUUAUCAUAUUUGGUAUCAGGAUUACUUGAUCUUGUCAAACACUUCUGCUCUUAUCUUGCCAACCUAGUCCUUAAGGGAAGCUACAGAGAGCCGAAAGGGGGACCCCUGGAGUGUCUAUAUGGAGUGUUUAUAGCAGGCCAGUAGCACACAUAGUGGGCACUGAGUUAAAUUAUCCAGAAUGUGUAUGUGGGGUAAGUAUCACGACCCAUUUCAUUUACAGUAAGCCUAAACUUGCUGUGUCUGGUGUGUGCAUCUGUUUUUAAGUAGGAUUGCUGACAAGGUAAAGGAGGAGUCAUGGCUGAGACUUAACGUCUACAAAAUGGAAAAAAGUGCUCAACAAAUUAACGAUUGAAACAAAAAAUAGAUUAGGUUAAAAAAAAAGAGACCAUUCAAGAAAAAUAGUGAAACCAACCUUUUAAAGUAUCAAAACAAUUUUAUUUUUUUUAACUGAAUCAACAUUUUGCAUAUAGCGGGGUGCUGUUUGCAGCUUCCAACAAAGGGAAGAGUACAUAUAUUAAGGUCACCUUCCUGCCACUAGUGAAAAUAAGACUAUGCCUUCAAAUAUAGUCUUUAGUUUGUUUUAGAAUCUACCUUCUGUUUAUUUAUGGACGGAAGAUGUUACUGUAGUCCUUUAUGCUCCAGUGAGAUAUGAAGCUAUUGGCUGUCUUAUUUCAGUAA
This is a messenger RNA of Odocoileus virginianus texanus, 3919 nucleotides long. It is a transcript of the gene MIMS1, whose product is annotated as family with sequence similarity 210 member A. NCBI's taxonomy places the organism in Eukaryota, Metazoa, Chordata, Mammalia, Artiodactyla, Cervidae. Gene Ontology annotation, cellular component: mitochondrion. The record is from RefSeq and is a predicted model, not a curated record.